CCUUUCAAGCUCGGUCUCCUUGGAUUGGCCGCCGGCGGCCGCCCUGCGCAGGGGGCGACUGUGAUUGGUCGGUGGCCGGUUACGUCAGGGGAGCGGGUCGGAGACCGAGACGCAGACGGUCGGAGGUCUGAGACAUGAGUGGACGCGACAUGUCGCCGCCGCGGGGCAUCUUCCAGCCCAUGAUCUGGCCCAGCCGGCCCAUGCACGAGUACAUUCUGGCGCCCCGGACCUCCGGGAAGCGGUGGCUGGUGGUCGGCCUGGGGAACCCCGGAGUGCCCGACACGCGGCGCAGCGUGGGCCUGGCGCUGCUCGAGCGCCUGGCGCAGCGCCUGGGGGUGGCGGAGAGCUGGGCGCGCGACGCGCGCUGCGCCGCCGACCUCGCCCGGGCCGCGCUGGCCGACGCCGAGGUGGUCCUGCUCCGACCGCGGCGACGCGUGAACGCCAACGGGCGCUGCGCGGCCCGGGCCGCGGAGAUGCUGGGGCUGGCCCCCGAUGAGGUCUACCUGCUGCACGACGAGCUGGACAAGCCUCUGGGGAAACUGGCGCUGAAGCUGGCCGGCAGCCCCAAGGGCCACGAGGGAGUCCGGUCCUGCAUCAGCUGCCUGAACUCGAGCCUCAUGCCACGGCUGCGGGUGGGCAUCGGGAGCGCCCAGCCCCCAGAAGACGUGCAGACCUACCUGAUGAGCCCCUUCUCGCCUGCGGAGCAGGAGCAGCUGUCCCAGGUGCUGGACCGCGCUGCCGACCUGCUCCUGGACCACCUCCAGGAGCGCGGCCAGGCGGUUCCGCUAGACCUCUGAGCCCGCAGCCGCAAGCAGACACCGCCACUGCCCGCACACCCCAACCCUGUCCAGGAAGCGCCGCGCUGACCCACGCUUUCCGUUUAUUUAUUUUUAUUAUUGUUAUUAUUAUUUUUUUAAUAGAAUGUGUCUCUGGGCUGCCCCAGGUCGCCCUGCAGGGUGAGGGGUGGGGGGCAGGAUCUGUGGCCGGAUAGUCCGUCUCUGGGCUAGGGGGUGGGCAUCUCUGUUUCACUUGGAAAGGAGAGAGCCUGCAGGAUGGCCGCAGCCUUUCAGCCUUCUCUUCUGCAUACCGAACUUCAUCUGAGCGAUUAAAGACGCGUGCAUGAAGCC
Messenger RNA from Sorex araneus (European shrew), 1127 nucleotides. RefSeq names its product peptidyl-tRNA hydrolase 1 homolog (gene PTRH1). NCBI's taxonomy places the organism in Eukaryota, Metazoa, Chordata, Mammalia, Eulipotyphla, Soricidae. The record is from RefSeq and is a predicted model, not a curated record. The transcript is spliced from 5 exons. The coding region runs from base 135 to 797 and encodes 220 amino acids. Gene Ontology annotation, molecular function: peptidyl-tRNA hydrolase activity.